UUUUACGCCGUGUACGUAUGACGUAUGUUUAGAGAUGGCGGCCCGCAGUGACAGGUCGUGUGUUGUGAAACAUGGGCAGAUCUUGUCAGAGUGACUCUCUGUGUGUGAUCUGUCACGACAGGACCUUACACGUGUUGUCAUACAAAGCAUGCGGAGCUGAACCCGGUGAUCGCGUGUGAAGAUGGUGGCACGUCCGUGAAUGAAGCAGCUGUGUCAAACUAGGGGAAAAUGUUUUCACGUUUGUCCUGCAGGACUCUGUCCAGCCGAGGACAGAGGACGCUGAGUCUGUUCUCCAGCUCCGGGUCUUCAAACUGGACCAAAGUGGUGUCCGAUGCGGAGAAGAUCGUCGGGUAUCCGACCUCCUUCAUGAGUCUCCGCUGUCUGCUCAGUGAUGAACUCAGCAAUGUUGCCAUGCACGUCAGGAAGCUGGUCGGGACUCAACACCCUUUACUCAACACUGCGAGAGGCUUUGUCUACGACAGCAAGAACAACCUUCAGAUGAGGGGACUGGUCGUACUGCUCUUGUCGAAAGCUGCUGGCCCGAGCCACGCAGCCUCCGAUCUCCUGACUCAGGACAUGGUCAGCGGCAUCUAUCCUAGCCAGAGGAACUUGGCAGAAAUCACAGAGCUGAUCCACACAGCGUUCCUGGUGCAUCGUGGGAUAGUCAAUCUGAAGGAGUGGACGGUUUCGGACGGCCCACUGAAGGACAUGCAGUUCGGGAAUAAGAUGGCCGUCCUGAGCGGCGACUUCCUGCUAGCGAACGCUUGUACCGGCCUCGCCCAACUGGAUAACACUAAGGUUGUUGAAAUGAUCUCAAGUGCCAUCGGUGAUAUAGUUCAAGGACUCUACUAUGAGAAUUCAAAUAAUGUUGAGGAGAAUAGCCUCACCGAUGGCAUCGACAUGGCGGCAUGGGAGGAACAGGCAUUUCUGUCCCACGGGGCGCUGCUGGCCAAGAGCUGUCAAGCUGCGAUGGAGCUUGCCAAACACAAUGAGAAGUCCCAAAGAAUGGCCUACAUGUACGGCAAGCACCUAUCACUGGGCCACAAACUUAACUAUGACCUGCAGCCGUUUGUGAAGAGCAUGGGAGAGCCGGCGACGUUUAGUUUCAGCGCCGCCCCGGUGGUUUUCCACCGUAAGAUCGUUGGCGAGGAGACGUGGCAGCAACAACUGCAGCAGGCAAAAACAAUGAGAAACCAACUGGAUUACUCAAAGCUUUUGGCAGCAGUUAAGUCGGAGAAAGGCGUGAGCUCAGCUGUGGACUUAUGCUGUUACCAUGGCAACAAGGCUCUGGAGGCCAUCCAGGCUUUCCCCUCCUCCGAGGCUCGAUCCGCCUUGGAGAACAUCGCCUCCGCCAUCACUAAAUUUUGACCUGGACUAACACACGCACACACACACACACACACACACACACACACACACACACACACACUUACAUCUAAAGUGUCUUUGUCUGCAGAGGCAACAGGACGAGAACCAGUGAACAGUUGACACUUCAGAGACAAAUGAACUCCUUUUGAGCCAGGUACUGGCUCGUGUCCGGAGAAACUGUUCUGCUCUGUUGUGGAUGACAGUGUGCAUCAGAAAUGCAAUGGCUAUGUAUCCAUAAAAGGUCAUCAUUAAAAAAAAAUUCAAAAACA
Messenger RNA from Larimichthys crocea (large yellow croaker), 1637 nucleotides. It is a transcript of the gene pdss2, whose product is annotated as prenyl (decaprenyl) diphosphate synthase, subunit 2. Gene Ontology annotation, cellular component: transferase complex; mitochondrion. The coding region runs from base 229 to 1368 and encodes 379 amino acids. Lineage: Eukaryota; Metazoa; Chordata; Actinopteri; Sciaenidae. The transcript is spliced from 8 exons. The record is from RefSeq and is a predicted model, not a curated record. Gene Ontology annotation, biological process: isoprenoid biosynthetic process; ubiquinone biosynthetic process. Gene Ontology annotation, molecular function: prenyltransferase activity.